Molecule: messenger RNA, 2122 nt
Organism: Leptinotarsa decemlineata (Colorado potato beetle)
Lineage: Eukaryota; Metazoa; Arthropoda; Insecta; Coleoptera; Chrysomelidae
Gene: ds
Product: dachsous cadherin-related 1
Biological process (GO): homophilic cell-cell adhesion; cell migration; multicellular organism development
Cellular component (GO): catenin complex; plasma membrane
Molecular function (GO): beta-catenin binding; cadherin binding; calcium ion binding
Source: RefSeq, a predicted model, not a curated record
AAGAAUCGAAACGGCGAAUACGUCGCGAGUCGUUUCUUCCGCGAAACACCUCUUGUUUAUGUGUGUUAUUCAAUCGAAUCUGGCCGUGGACCCGUAACAGACGAGUGCUCGAUGAACUGAAAGUAUUGGGAACGAGUUUGGUGAAUAAUCGGUGCGAGUGUGUGUAGCGAAUGUUAUGUUUGUGACCGCAACUACGGAUUACAAAUACAGGCUGGUGGCUCCUGCGAGAGCAGCAUAAGAAUAUACUUAUUUCCCGCAGGAUGUGCGAGCGAUAACCAAAAUGAUCCCUGCGAUGGCCGUGCUGUGGUUGGCAAAUCUGCUGAUCCUGGCAGCUGCAGGAGCCGAAUAUGCCCGAGAUUUGGAAGUCUCAGAAGGCGCCCCGGUAGGAACGAAAAUAGGCUUCAUAGGAGACGGAGCUUCUCCCGAUAGCGGCCCACCGUACCUGAUUGUACCCGUCGGUAGUUUCGUCGAUACCGAUCUCAGCAUCGACCAGAACACGGGAGAAAUAAGGACAAAAGUACCGCUGGACAGGGAAACGCGCGCGAGCUACUCCCUUGUCGCAAUUCCCAUCAGUGGCGACAAUGUGAAAGUGCUGGUGAAAGUAUUGGAUGAGAAUGACAACGCUCCUACUUUUCCCACACGCGUGAUGCACAUCGAGUUUCCGGAGAAUACGCCUAGAGACGUGAAAAGAACUCUGCACCCGGCUAGGGACUUGGAUCUGGACAUUUUCAACACGCAGAAGUACAAUAUCAUUUCUGGAAACACUAACAACGCGUUUAGACUGUCUUCGCACAGAGAACGAGAUGGGGUUUUGUACUUGGAUUUACAAAUCAACGGAUAUCUCGACAGGGAGACUACUCCAUCGUACAUUUUAGUCAUAGAAGCGCUUGAUGGGGGUACACCCCCACUUCGAGGAGAGAUGACGGUGAACAUCACCAUCCUGGAUGUAAAUGACAACCCUCCAGUGUUCAACCAGAGCCGGUAUUUCGCCACCGUUCCAGAAAACGCUACCAUAGGAACUAGCGUUUUACAAGUGAUCGCGACAGAUGCAGACGCUGAAGAGAACAGCCAGGUGGAAUACUCCAUCAACAGAAGGCAGAGUGACAGAGAUAGUAUGUUCAGAAUAGACGCUUCAUCCGGACUGAUUUCCGUCAACAAGCCGCUGGAUUUUGAGAUCAAAGAGCUACACGAGCUGGUUAUAGUGGCGAAAGAUCACGGUUUGCAGCCUCUGGAAACUACCGCGUUUGUUUCUAUCAGAGUGACAGACGUUAACGACAACCAACCGACCAUCAACGUUAUAUUCCUGAGCGACGAUGCCACUCCCAAAAUCAGCGAAUCUGCUCAGCCAGGAGAGUUCGUUGCAAGGAUCAGCGUCCACGAUCCUGACUCUGCAGCUGACUACUCAAACAUAAACGUCACCCUCCGCGGGGGUGAUGGCCAUUUCGGACUGACAACCAGGGAUAAUAUCAUUUAUUUGGUAAUUGUGUCACUGCCUUUGGACAGGGAGUUGCAGCCAAACUACACCCUCGACGUGGUGGCUACAGACACUGGAACUCCUCCUCUUCACGCCUCAAGAACAAUCAACCUGCAAGUGACCGACAUAAACGAUAACGCGCCAGAAUUCCAAAAGGAGAUCUAUCACGCCAACGUUAUGGAAGUAUCAGAUCCCGGCACUUCGGUGAUACAGGUCGUGGCUACGGACAAGGACGAGGGGAACAACAGUGCGGUUACGUAUUCUCUCCUGGAAUCUCCGGAGACGCAUUCCGGAUGGUUCCAGAUUGACUCGCGGAGUGGUUUGGUGACUACCCGGGCACAUGUGGAUUGUGAAACAGAUCCUUCACCUCGGCUGACAGUGGUGGCCACUGAUAGUGGGUUUCCGCCAUUAUCUUCUUCGGCGACAGUGUUAGUGACCAUUCAUGAUGUGAACGAUAACGAACCGAUCUUUGACCAGAGUUUCUACAACGUUUCCGUUGCUGAAAAUGAGAUAGUAGGGCGUUGUAUUAUUAAGGCGCGUUUCGCUAACAUCGCAGCUUCAAUAACAUGGAUAGAUUUGAAUCCAUAUAAGAAUUUGACACUCGUGUUGAUUUCAAAUAUUGCAGAGGACUUUUUGUUUGUUGUUUAG